UCACGACAACUUCCGGCGGUAGCACACGCACGCACGCACAUACGAAGCGUUGAGUCAAGUCGAUACACACGGGAGUCUGGCUAUGCUGCAAAGACCUGCCGUGCUGUAAAAAAGAAAGCCUCUGCAACGGGACGUUUUUCAGCCGGUGGCGUGUGUUCGAAGCCUUGUGCUUGUCUGACCCCGAAACCGUCGUCGACGAAAGUGCGCCCAGAACGAUGGCGGACAACGAGCAAAAAGCCAUGCAGCUUGUCGCCGAUGCCGAGAAGAAAAUCAAGUCGGCGCAGGGCUUCCUCGGGUCGUUAUUUGGGAGUUCAUCUAGGCUGGAAGAAGCAUGCGAAAUGUAUGCACGCGCUGCCAACAUGUUCAAGAUGGCCAAGAAAUGGAGUGCGGCCGGGAGUGCUUUCUGUGAAGCUGCCAACCUGCACCUGAAAAACGGCAGUCGACACGACGCGGCGACCUGUUUUGUGGAUGCUGGCACGUGCUACAAGAAGUCGGACCCGCAAGAGGCUGUCAACUGCCACCUGAAGGCUAUUGAAAUCUACACAGACAUGGGCCGCUUCACCAUAGCUGCAAAGCAUCACAUGACAAUAGCAGAAAUAUACGAGUCUGAAGUGGUCGACAUCGAGAAGGCCAUGUCCCACUUUGAGCAGGCAGCUGACUACUUCAAGGGCGAAGAAUCUACAAGCUCUGCAAACAAAUGCAUGUUGAACGUUGCCCGGUAUGCUGCCCAGCUGGAGCAGUACGAGAAGGCGGUUGACAUUUACGAACAGGUGGCAGCAUCAUCCCUAGACAACCAGCUGCUCAAGUACAGCGCCAAGGAAUACUUAUUCCGCGCUGCACUCUGCCACUUGUGUGUCGACAUCCUCAACGCGCAGCAUGCACUGAAAAAGUAUGAACAGAUGUGCCCCUCGUUCAUUGACUCAAGGGAAUACAAGCUAGUCAAGGCCCUGAUCGGCAAGCUGGAGGACCAGGACGUCGAAGGCUUCACGGACACCGUGAAGGAGUACGACUCCAUCUCUCGGCUGGACCAGUGGUACACGGUCAUCCUCCUCCGCAUCAAGAAGUCGUUGCAGGAGACGCCUGACCUACGCUAAAGAGAUUUCCUAUCGGGGUGUGGUACAAACGUAGAAGGAGAAAAAUAAGAAGUGGUGUCCGGAGGCGUGUCUUUUUUGUCUGUUUCAUCUGCCCUGCUGUGUUGUUUUUGUUUGUUUGUUUUGUUUGUUUGAGGCAUUCUGUUUUAAAGCUCGAGACCCGAGGAGUGGGAAACAGUGGCCAGGAUUGUUUCUGCUUGCUCAUUUCAUGAACACGAUAGCGUAACCGCUUGUUGCUCGUCUUCUGCCUUCAGGUUUUAAUUCCUCGCGUGGGCCAAGUGAAACUAAAGGAAUUUGACAGGCUGAAGGCUACAUUCGCAAGCGCAGAAAAAUAAGAACUGUCAUUUUUGAUACUGUUGGCAGUUUGUAAAGAUAAAGAAACAGCGAGAAUAAUGAACGCCUUGUUUUAUUUUACAACUGAAAUGUGAGCCGUGUGUCAUGCACCACAUUGUCGACCUGCUGCUUCAGAAAGCGUCAGCGAAUAUGUAUGCAAGACAACAGAGCAUGCAUGCACAUCAGAACUUGCCCAAGACCACGAUCUUACGAGAUGUUACCUGUCAGAUCAGUCAUGGCACCUGUCGGGUGUGCAUAAUGAAGGCCUUGUUUGGUUUUACAGCUUAAGUGCGAGCUGUGUGUCAUGAAAGCAUUGUUUGUGAAACGCGUUGUCAGUGCACUCUUUGGGACAGCACGAGGGAUGUGUAUGCAAGGUAACAGACCAUACACGCGCAGCAGAACUUGUCCGAGAACAAGUUCUUUUGAGAUGUUACCUGUCGGAUCAGUGACGUCAGAUCAGCCAUGGCACAUGUCUGUUGCGGCACCUGUUUUGUCAAUUGUGGCAGCUUAGCCAUAAAGGUUGUGUUUCUGUGCUUCUGUGACUUGUGGGUUAACAUUCGUUCUAAACUGCAGUGUUCUAUAGACCAGACUGAAUUUGCCAACGAAGAAGUCCUUUUGAGUCGUCACCUAGUUGGGUUGAGUCACAUCAAGACAAAUGUGGCGUCUGUUGUGUCACUUGUCGAGGCAUAUGUCGGGUCAGUCAUGCCAGCCUGUCUGGUAAAAUUCACGUUUGCAUGCCAGCAUGGCUUGUGGUGGGUUGACAUUUGUUCUAGAUUGCAGUGUUACGUAGGCCUGACUGACCCUCGUAGGGAAACGCAAGCCUGCUCUUCACGUGAGAGGUGGGGCAAACUGUGUCUUGACAUUUUUAUUAUGUUUGGCAUGCUGGGGUAGUUAAUUCUUUCUCACGUUGUCGUGCGAUGUGCUGGAACCGCAGGCAUUUUGUUGCAUUGAAAUUGACAAGUCACUGCACUUUCAGGUCUGCCGAGAGAAGAUCUUCUCAAGUAAUUUUUUUUUUUUUCAUUGGAGUGGCUCUUUUGGUGGCAUUACUAUCACAUCACUCAAAUCACACAAGAUGUUUGGUUGGCACAGAACAAGCUCCGGAUAAUACCAAGCUUCAUUUUUUUGUUUGGUAGCUCUAUUGAUGCCAUUGGCAAGGGCUGCUUCGUUAUAUAGCUCAUGUGCUGUUGCAGCUCAUGUAUUAAUCUCAGUUCAUUGUUUUCUCAUUUCCAUUGUUCAUUUGUUUUUUUCCUGCAAGUUUCUCAGAACUUCUGAUGUCAACACUAAUUAGAGGUCUUAGAUUUAGAAUGGCAACGACGAAGCAAGUGAUAAUAAAAAUGGAUGCAUCUUGUUGAACAUUUGCGUUGCAGUUAUAUCGCAUACCACUUGUGUCAGUCAGAACAAAAAUGAACCUUUUAUUGUAUUUCUCGCCGCAGAAGAGUUACUUCUGUUGCGCUUGUGCAAUAGUGAUAGUAAUACUUAUCGCAGCAGUGCAUUGUGAUCUGCUUUUCUUUUUUUCCUCCAUAGAUAUCCAUAAAACUUUCAGUUUGAGCCAAACCUGGCCAAGCCAGGAUUGGUGCUCACAGAGCAAAGAUUCUCAGUGGCAUGCCAAGGCUAGCUCGCUUGUGUGGGUUGACUUGAAGGCGUACUUAAAGCUGCAGCUAGAGCAUAGGGUUGCAUUUCGAAAACCUUACAUGGUGUUGAUGUUUGUUGGCACACAAACAGUUUGAAGGGUCCCUUCAGAGCGACGACUGUGCUGCUUCUUUUGAAUGUUGAAUGUUGUCAUUGUGAUCUGGUGCCUAAAGUGUGGACUGCAAUGCGGGAAGAAAUUUCCACUAGAAGAAGGCGCAGUCGUGUCCGCCUUGUUUCCAAUUAAGCCUACUGCUCUGCGUGUGUGCGUUGUAUGUAUUCAAAUUUUGACACGGUCAUUUGCAAUGCACGUGGUAGACUUCUGCUGCCUAUUGCCGUCUAGCCAGUUCCCAUUUUCGCAUUCUACAACCGAGUGCCCUUUAAUUUGUCACAACCAAACUCCACAGCUCCAUGCUGGUGCUAUAAUGUCAUCGUUCACUGUGGAGACUGGAAUCCAGAACUGUAACAUUGUGUUUCAUGUUGGCCUGCUGUGAAGAUAUGUUUAUGCAUAAUCAGGAUGGCCAGCUGAAGGCUGACAGGUAGCCUUUCAAAACGGGCCUGAAUAAGUGGCACAGGGUGGGAACAGAUACCCCAAGAUGAGUGAGGAGGCUUAAGAUAUUCAAUUAAAUAUUUCUUGCUUUGUGCCUGAUCGACCUGUGCAAGACACUGUAGAAAAGUCGAGACAUCGUCGUUUAGUUUGCCGUUUCGUGUUCCUUGCAGUAAGCAAUGAUGCUGGAAGCUCUUUGACAGCUUUACACAUUUAGUUUUGCCAUUUCAUGUUCAUUUCAACAAGCAAUGCAGGUGGAGGCUCUUGGAGAGCUUUGCACAUCUUGACGGUAAAAAAAGUACUUAAGAAGUGUCCCGUUGCAGGCCAAUCAUGAAGGCAAGAAUAUGCUAGCCUAACAUGUUUUGGAGAAGAGACAAAAGUUCGAAGAAGAUUUAAGUUCAGAAAUACACAAGUGGCUAAGACUCGGGAGUUGAAGUAUGCAGAUGCCCAAGUCUGUUCGCGACAAAUGAAGCUGGCCAUCCUGGUGUGACAACGUGUGUGUGAUGUAACCGGACAACACUUGGCUGACAACUUUGACGUGUUGCUACUGCUGCACAAAUGUCAGAUAUUAGGGUUAGUAUCGAACAUUGAACCAAAACUAUUGUAUGGUUGUGUGUAAUUUCUCAUGUGACAAAAUGUCUGCCAUGGCGUAGCGUGGGCUCUUACUAAGGAUGUACAAUUGGGCAAAAAUAUUUAUGGGAUAGGGGUUCCAUGACAAAUAUGUUCAUAACGGCUGUAUUGCGUAGCGCACGAAUGUAGGGAGAAAAAGGGCAGAGAAGAGAAAGAGCACUCGGUAACGUCGCAAUACCGCUGUUAUGAACUACGAUGAACUCUCCCAAACUUAUACCCUAAUAGACAAAUAUGCUUUUGCUCUGUUAAGUUGGCAUGGCACUUUUAUUUUAAUAGAUCACAUUUGGCUGUGUAGGUCGCAAAGGCACAUUGAAAUUUGUGAAUUCACGAUUACGUGCCGAGGCUUCCAAAAUUCAGCUUCAUUGCGAAUAUUGUGUCCCAUAAACUAUUGUAGCGGACUGUACUUCUGCGUGUUUUUGUACAUAGCUGACACGUUUUGAUUGCGCACAGUUGCAUGGCAAGUCAGUUAGUUACAUGGCAUGGCAAUUUCUUUUUUGCUCGCAUAAUGUUGCUUAGACAAAGCUUUUCAUAUGUGGCUUUAGGGUUAGAUGCUCUGUUGUACAAACCUUGAGACCUGCGUAACAAGCAAGUAGUCUAUAUGAAACAAUGCCAUGAUGUUUCUAGAAAGUCUCGCAUAAAUUUUACGAGACCUUUGAAUCCCGUCUUGUAGAGUGUCUUGCCAAGUGUGCAUGCGACAGGUGUGGGCUUGGCUUGGCUUCGCAACUGAAUCGUGUCACAGCUGGUUUGGUCACCCGAUUUCUCAUGUUCCUACGGAGCUAUAGACUUCGAUACAGUGUAUCACUUUUAAUAAUAUUUUUAUGUUUCUGUUAACAUUAGCAGAGGGUAUUGCGGUGCUGAAAUUGUUUCAUCACAUGAGAGUAAUUCGUAAUGCGCAGAUUUUUCCCGACUUUGCUGUGGGCUCUGUUGAGAGUACAGUUUGUUGUAUCUUCUCACUGUUCUUUGACAUCCAGCUUCAUUGUUUGCUUUUACUUACUACUUUACUGUGGUGAAAUGUUCAGCACUGUUGAACAUUUUAUAAUUAAAUUCUCAGAGAUAAAUGAUAUUUUAAUAUUUGUCUUCAAAUGAGGGAAGUUUCAGACCAGUGCCAGUGUUUUGACAAGAUGACUUGUAUUCGUUUCGUUCAAGCCAAGUGUAAGACCCUCACAAAGUCAAGUGGACUUGUCUUUAACAAGGUGAACACAAAACUUGCUGUUACUCUUGUAGAAAGAGUGGCAUCAAAUUGAGGCUUCCUUCUCUGGUUUCAUUUGACUGACUGCUAACAAACUUGUAAUCAUCAGACAUUUUGAGCCAACUGAUUGAAAGUCUAGGAAUGUCAGGUCUAGAUGUUACUCCAUUGUUCAUCGAGCGUUGCUUGCCACUGCAGGGGCUAGUAUGGAUUGCCCGCUUUCUAUGCUUGUGUGAAACUGUGUACUUUUGAGAAAAGAAGUGUUUAGCAUGUCCGGAAACAAGAGUGUUCGAAGGUCGCCCAUUAGUCAACAGCAUACCACAUGCAUAUAUGCACAGCAUUCUCGAGAGCGUUAAAAUAUUGAGCAUUGCAUGUUGGAGUUAGCCUUAUUGUUUCAGGUUCCAGGGUGUAAAUAAUGUAAAAAAAAAAGUUAUAUAUGCACAUGCUAUCAUCGCUGUCCUUGUACUACUACUCACCGUGUCAUAGCAUUCCCCUGCCCCAAGUGUUUUAUUGCCUUGUCUGUUGCCUCAUAAGAGCUUUGUCAUGUUUUUCCUAUCUUCAGUGCAGACCUAUUUUCUGUGCUGAUAGCACGAUCGUAGACCUUUGAAAUGAGCGAAAGUCUGGUUUGGGCACGAAGUCACUACAUUAACAUCGAUAUUGAAUACUGACAAGGAGUUUCGUGCAAUCACUACUAGAGGCCAGUGUGGUCGUGGCAAAAGAUGUUAUGCGAAAUUUUGCACGGGCUUCCCCGUGAAUGUAAGCAGUUGCCAACACCAAAGUGGCCGACCUCACACAUGCAGCACUAUUGUGGCUUGAGGGCUGCGUGCUGCAGCUUGGAAAGGGGGAGGGUGGCAGAAAUGGCCUUCAUGGAACAUAUCGGCAAACUGUGAAACUACAUGACAGUGGACAAGAAGUGUCAAUGGCACAUACGCUGGUUAGGAGUAGGUCAGUGUCAGUCAACUAGUUGUAGCCGUACUCUGUGCCUCUACCCCUUCGGGUGCAAGUUAUGAUGGACUGUCGGUAAAUGUGUCAAAUUAACACCGCUUUAUUCCAAUGUGCUAGACACUCCAUUACAUGAAAGACAUGGAAGGAUGUUGCUUUGUGCACAUUCGAGGGAAUUGUCGUAAUUGGAGCGUGAUUAAAUAUCCAUUUAUUGUGUAGUCGGUCAUGUUGCAUGUUUUGCAUGAAGAUAAUUGAAUUGCACGCUUGAAUUACAUGCGCAAAUUAUUUAUUGGCUGCACGCAUCUUGAGAAAAAAAUAUUCUUACGACAUCGCUGCCAGAAUGCGGCACGUUUAACGACGGUUCGAACAUGGUAGUGCCUUCAACCAAGCAAUUGUCUGUAGCAAUACAAUACUGAAAUUAAAUGGAGGCACAUUGAGUAUUCACGGGGAUAUUCACCGAAGCACUAUUGCUUUUUUCUGGCCACCAUUCAAGAGAAGUGGCAACACAUAUCCACGUGCGGAUGCCGAACCUGAAGGGGCUAUGCAGUGAAGAGAAAGCUACCAAUUGUAUCAACCAACUGGAAAUGAGAACCAGAAGAAAGGCUCCUUCUUUGUCGCACCUCCGAUUGCCAUCUGUGCAACGUUGACUGAAUGAAGGCCGUCACAGAAGGAUUAAUAGAGCGCAUUGGGCGAGCCCUUUCUUGGAACAUGGAGUGGCCCUGGUCAUUGAUUGGCCGAUACAAACCCUGGCCUUCGCUGUGCUAUGUGAAGUUUGCAAGAUAGAGUUUAGUCCGCUAGUUUGACUGUUCAGCUUUUCUGUGGUGGAUUUAGACCCCGGGUCUGAUUAGUGCUUUUUGUUUUGUUGUUGGACAAUUCAGAGUUGCUGGGAUGUCUGGAGUCAUUAGGUCGAACCACCAAACUGGGAGCCUGUUGAACAAAGGAUGAGGUUUUGUGCAGGUUGAAGAAUGAAGGUUAACAGUUUCGUUAACAAUGUUAGUGUUGGAUUCUUGUCUCGUAGGGCUUGCAUGAAACUCCAUGUCCGUUAGAGUCCAUAGCCAAUGAUUACAAGCGGGUGCGGGUUCCAUUAGAGCCAAUGGGAUUCCGCCCGCGUUUCUUUCCAAGCUUGGUUGUAUGCUUAGGCCUCUGUGUGCGAGAAUGAUGUCCGCGAUUCUUUCUUUCAGAAACUUUCAGAUCUGCUUGUUGUGGCCGACUUGACACUGUUCAACAGAGCACGUCUGUCGGCUGUGUGGAGUCUUGGCUUUGGGCAUAUAUCGAUAUCUAUUAAAGGAUGUUAUCUCAGUGAA
Messenger RNA from Dermacentor andersoni, 7659 nucleotides. RefSeq names its product Alpha-soluble NSF attachment protein (gene alphaSnap). Gene Ontology annotation, biological process: SNARE complex disassembly; intracellular protein transport. The record is from RefSeq and is a predicted model, not a curated record. Lineage: Eukaryota; Metazoa; Arthropoda; Arachnida; Ixodida; Ixodidae. Gene Ontology annotation, molecular function: soluble NSF attachment protein activity; syntaxin binding. Gene Ontology annotation, cellular component: SNARE complex; vacuolar membrane.